Molecule: messenger RNA, 950 nt
Organism: Prorocentrum cordatum
Lineage: Eukaryota; Dinophyceae; Prorocentrales; Prorocentraceae
Source: the annotation of a GenBank genome assembly
AUGGCGGACGACGCCGCUCGCCAGCGCUUCGCCUUGCCGCCCCACGUGGGGUCGUCGACGGCGCUGGGCUUCCUGCCCGUGGUGGACUGGCGUGCAGCAGGGCCUCCAGUCCCAGCGCUGAGCGACUCGGCGGCGGUCGAGGCGUACCUCGAGUACCCGCGCCAGUGGCAGGCCGUGUUCGCGCGCGACUGCGCGCUGUUCUGGGGGCAGGAGCGCGCGCCGCGGUGGCCAGAAUAUGUGGCGAUGCCCUCAGACAUGCAGGCCGUGACGACGGACGAGGCGGACGAGGCGGCCAGCUACGUAUACGAGGAGCAGGAUGCAGCAGCCCACGCCAGCAUAGACGACGCCAGCAGCCCGCCGACGCCAGGCUCCGUCUACGCCAGCGGCCUGCACCCAGCCGACCUCUCAUGCAACGAGUCGGGCCGCCAUCAGCCGAUAUUGCCGCAGACGCCGAAGUGGAUCCCGUGCCCGCAGCCCAAAAGCGGCGCCAGCAGCCAGCCGCUUAAAUCAGCACAGGCGGCGCCAGCAGCCGAGAGCACCGGUGAACCAGAGGGCGCCAGCAGCUCGGCCAACGCGCCAGCCGCCUACCACGGCACAGCCGCCAGCAGCCAGCCGCCUACACCCGCGCAGGCGGCGCCAGCAGCCGAGAGCGUCGGUGAACCAGAGACCGCCAGCAGCGCGGGCCAGCCGCCAGCCGCCAACGCCAGCGCAGCCGCCAGCAGCUCGGGCGAGCCGCCCUCACAGACGCCAGCACAGGCGCCAGCCGCCGACGUCAGCCCAGGCGCCAGCAGCUCGGGCCCGCCGCCGCAGCCGCCUGCGGCCAGGGCGAUCACUGGCGACCGCCGCAGAGGCAGCGGCGUGCUCCGCGCGAGCGGCAAGUGCGGGGGCCGCGGCGGGAAGAAGAACCCGAACGUGCAGUGCGCGGGUCUCGCGAUGGCCACGCGCGAGGG